Messenger RNA from Spodoptera littoralis (African cotton leafworm), 438 nucleotides. The record is from the annotation of a GenBank genome assembly. Lineage: Eukaryota; Metazoa; Arthropoda; Insecta; Lepidoptera; Noctuidae.
AUGUCCAUUGACCAGGCGUCACCACUGGUGCCGAUCAAACCUCAAGUCGUGCUGCAGAACGGUGCUUUUAUAAAAAACAGUCAUAACCGCAGUAGUUUCUGUGGGGUGGCACCAGCGUCGAACGGUAAUGGAACGUUCAAAACUUUCGCCGUCAAUCGCAAGAGUUGGAGUGGAAACGUGACUCUUCCGCUCCAGCAGUUCACGCCCGACGUGGAACAAGCUCCGCAGUUGGCAACUUUUCGCUCAGGAACUGGAACAUUCCCGAGAAACAGAGAGCGGAACAAUAAUACAACGAAUGGAAUAUUAACACCUAACGGGAACUCUGUGCAGACGUUUAAAGGAAAUGAAGUGAGGAGGUGCGGAAGCUCGAACGGCCGACGUUACGCUGAGAUCGGAAACUGGAAUAAAAGUUGUAGUAUUUACAAUAUUACAGAAUAA